GUAUGUCGCAAAACAGCCAAAGAGCCCACACGUAGUUGGCAGCUACUAUUCACUACAGUAUAUCUCGUUUUAUUUACUGUUCAAGAUAACUGCUACAAUGGAAAUCUUACGUCCAUCAUUGAUCAACAUAAGUGGAAGAGUAUACAGAAGAAAUACCAUCAAAGAAGACCAGUAUGAAGAGGGGGAAGAGGACGACUCCUACAUGGGACCACCAGCAAGUGAACAGUUUGACGAAGAAGAAGAGUUCUGUGACAGCCACUCCAUAGAACAGACUGACAAAGGUUUCAGCUGUGCCAUUGAUGUCCCAAGUGUUCUUUACAAAUACAUCAUCGGAAGGAAAGGAGAGACGCGUAGAAGACUCGAGGCAGACACAAAGACAGACAUCCACAUUCCAAAACAAGGAGUGGAAGGACAGAUCGUGAUCACUGGCUCCCAGAAGGCCGCGGUGUCCUCUGCCGUGACUCGUGUCGAGCUCCUGGUGCAGAGCUUUCGCAAGAAGCAGCCGUUCACCCACUUCCUGUCGUUCGCUCUUAACCACCCUCAGGUUCAGGAUGGAUUCCUGAGGUUUAAAGAGGAGGUGUUGGAGCAGUGUUCUCAGGACCACGGAGUAGAUGGAAGCAUCUUCCAGAACCCUGCUAAGCUCCAUCUAACAGUCGGCACCCUGGCUCUGCUGAACGACCAGGAAGUGGCCCAGGCAUGUAAACAACUCCAGCACUGUCAGGACUUUAUCAAGACCAUAACAGAAGGGAAGCCUCUCCUGCUGGAGGUGACAGGGAUUGAGUACAUGAACGAUGACCCAGCCAUGGUGGAUGUCCUGUAUGCCAAGGUCCAAGUGAAAGAUGGUUCAGACAAGCUGCAGACCAUUGUGGAGCGGCUGGUGGACCACUUUGUUUCCUCGGGGCUGAUGGUCAGAGAAUGGGACAGAGUGAAACUGCACGGCACAGUGAUGAACACUCUGUUCAGGAAGGAUGCUUCAGCCGAAGCCGGAGGAGGAAGGCAGCAGAACAUGAAGGAGCGGGAGGCCUUCGAUGCCAGGAACAUAUUAAAGAGCUUUGGGUCGUACCAUUUUGGGGAGUUUGAUCUGAGUGCGGUCCAGAUUUCCCAGAGGUAUUCUACCGACUGCACUGGUUUCUACACCUCCGCUGGCCUUCUGAACUUCUCCUGACCACCUCUCCAAUGAACGUUCCCUCAGGUCAGAGGUGAACGAUGAAGCUUCAAGGUGGACUGGACCUGCAGAGAUGAAGGACCGGGUUACAAGGUGGACAUGUCAGAACUCUAGGAUGUCCCUGUCACCAUGUCAGAAAACUCUAGGAUGUCCCUGUCACCAUGUCAGAAAACUCUAGGAUGUCCCUGUCACCAUGUCAGAAAACUCUAGGAUGUCCCUGUCACCAUGUCAGAAAACUCUAGGAUGUCCCUGUCACCAUGUCAGAAAACUAUAGGAUGUCCCUGUCACCAUGUCAGAGAACUCUAGGAUGUCCCUGUCACCAUGUCAGGAAACUCUAGGAUGUCCCUGUCACCAUGUCAGAAAACUCUAGGAUGUCCCUGUCACCAUGUCAGAAAAGUCUAGGAUGUCCCUGUCACCAUGUCAGAAAACUCUAGGAUGUCCCUGUCACCAUGUCAGGAAACUCUAGGAUGUCCCUGUCACCAUGUCAGGAAACUCUAGGAUGUCCCUGUCACCAUGUCAGAAAACUCUAGGAUGUCCCUGUCACCAUGUCAGAAAACUCUAGGAUGUCCCUGUCACCAUGUCAGGAAACUCUAGGAUGUCCCUGUCACCAUGUCAGAAAACUCUAGGAUG
Molecule: messenger RNA, 1795 nt
Organism: Oncorhynchus nerka (sockeye salmon)
Lineage: Eukaryota; Metazoa; Chordata; Actinopteri; Salmoniformes; Salmonidae
Gene: ascc1
Product: activating signal cointegrator 1 complex subunit 1
Exons: 10
Coding region: 98-1165 (355 amino acids)
Biological process (GO): DNA alkylation repair; regulation of DNA-templated transcription
Cellular component (GO): nucleus
Molecular function (GO): RNA binding
Source: RefSeq, a predicted model, not a curated record